AUGAAGCUCCUUUACCCAACCUCCCUCAAGCUCGACGUCCAGAGCCUCGAGGGCUUCGGCGUCGCCCUCCAGCCCUACGAUGUCAAUACCCCCAUCCCGGAGGAGCACAUUGACGCCGAUGUGCUGGUGACUUGGACCAACACCGCCGACAACCUCAAGGACGCCGCUGGGCGCCUGAAGAACCUGAAGUGGAUUCAGUCGCUGGCCGCUGGCCCCAAUGACGUCCUCAACGCCGGCUUCGACCCGACCAAGAUCAAGAUCACCACCGGCUCUGGCUGCCACGACCACACCGUCGCCGAGCAUGCCCUCGGUCUGCUGCUCAACGCCGCGCGCCGCUUCUACGAGAUGCGCGACUACCAACUGCAGCGCAAGUGGCCCGCCCACCUGGGCGGCGCCCAGCCUGACCGUCCCGCCGACAAGUUCACGUCCCUCCGCGGCGCCAACGUCCUCGUCUGGGGCUUCGGCAACAUCGCCAAGACUCUGACGCCUGUGCUGGUCGCGCUCGGGGCCAAUGUCAAGGGUGUAGCGAGGACCGCCGGCGUGCGCAACGGCGUCGAGGUGUUUGGCGAGGACAAGCUGGAUGAGCUGCUGCCAAAGACAGACGCGCUGGUCAUGAUCCUGCCCGGGUCUGACUCGACGAGGAACGUGUUCAACGCCCAGAGGAUCAAGCAGCUGCCCAAGCACGCGUGGCUUGUCAACGUCGGCAGGGGAACGUCGGUGGAUGAGAAGGCCCUGGACGCCGCGCUCCGGAACGGAGAGCUUGGAGGCGCCGCGCUUGAUGUGUUCGAGACGGAGCCGCUGCCCGAGUCAUCGCCGCUCUGGGACGCGCCCAACGUCAUCGUCAGCCCCCAUGCCGCCGGUGGCAGGCCGCAGGGUGCCGAGGAGUUGAUCGCCUACAACCUGAGGAGGUUCAGGGCCGGUCAGGAUCUGAGGAAUAUCCUAUGA
Molecule: messenger RNA, 945 nt
Organism: Pyricularia grisea
Lineage: Eukaryota; Fungi; Ascomycota; Sordariomycetes; Magnaporthales; Pyriculariaceae
Exons: 1
Coding region: 1-945 (314 amino acids)
Molecular function (GO): NAD binding
Source: RefSeq, a predicted model, not a curated record